CAAUACUCACUCACUCGCCCCACCCUCCCGACCCUCCUUCGCUUCACCACCCACUGAAUGAAUCCCUCCCUUCUCCCCUCCCCUUUCCUGGAUUAGUACUACUGUUCUCGCACUGUUGCCGAAACAUCUGCCCACUCCGUUCAAUGUUUACCGUUGUCAGCGGACGGUUCGAGGGAGGAUAGUUCUAGUUCUAUCCACCCCGGUGUCGAUGGAGUUGGUCGUGGAGUUAUCGGGCUGCGAGCGAGCAUGCUGUUGGUGGUGUUGUUUCUUUCUCCCCCCCAAUCCCCAGGGUGAGGGUCUGGUGUGUGUGAGUUGAGAGGUGUAUUUGGGACCGUUGUGGUUCAAUUCGUGCUGGUGGGGAUGAUAUAGAUCUGUGGACCGGGGGUGGUAAUAAGCAUGGCGGGAGUGGGAGUUGGGGAUAAUUGUGGACAGAGAUUUGUUGUUGGAGGUGCCUGCGCGUUCCCGCGUAACGUUUGAUCUCCUGUGCGUUUGCGGUUUGGAGAUCAGUGUGGAGAAUGGCGGCUCAUGAUGGUUCGUGUCCUGUGGGCCUCACUCCCACAUCGUCUGGGGUGUCAGACUGCCUCUCAUCCUCGGACCGCACGGUGGAGAUGAUUCAGAGUGAGGAACUGAGCACAGCACUGCGCAUCAACUUUAGCAUGGAUCUGGUUUUCGCUGCCAAGCGUCAGUUGGGGUUUCUCCGCACCAUUGAUAGCUUGCCCUGCCUGCACAAGGGACCAAUGGUUCUUCGUGCUAUACGCAGGUAUCAAAAAUUUUGGAUGCCUUUGGUAGCAGACUCUCUCAAGUUCGAUGCGCUGUUGAACGUCGAUUCAACAGGGAAAAGUCUUUUGCCACCAUUGGAUGUACAGUGGAUAUGGCACUGCCAUCGCUUGAAUCCGGUGGUGUACAGGAGGUAUUGCAUUGCAAAGUUUGGCAGGGUAAUUGAUUGCCCGAUUUUUCCCGACGUUGCUAGCGAGAGCUUGGCAACAGAAAGGUGCAAGAGACUGUGGACAAUUGUCUAUCUCAAAGAGCCUUACGACGUUAUGUCCACUUUCUACAAAUUUCCAGGGAGUACCAGUGGUUCCGGUCAAGUUUGUCCCGUUGAUGAUAUCGAUGGCUUGGAGGAGCUCAUUGCUGCCGUUACCAAACAAAGCAGUUUCUAUUACUACGUUUCGCAGUCUUACAUGUGGGAAGACAGCUCCUUGCAAGCUGCAGCUGAUAGAUAUAAGUGUUUCUUGCAUUUACUGUACAAAUCAAAAGGAAGGAUCACCUGCGUCCCGACUUUUGACAUUGAUCUGAUUUGGCACGCACAUCAGCUUUCACCGGUGUCUUACGCGAAGGAUACGAAAGCUUUGUUAGGAUGUAUUGCGGAUCACGACGGCACCUUAGCCGAAAGAGGUCCUGGAUCUAAAUUGGAGAAAGAUUUCGAAGACACAGCGAAGCUUUGGGAGAGUACUUAUGGUCUCUCAUACGAAAGGGCGGGGUGUAUGUAUCGCAACACCAAGCCUGUAAAUGUACCACCUCCUCCCGUCUCGGAUAUCAGAACUAGCUUCGUAAUUGAAAGACCCCCAUCCAUUUUACCGUGGGAUUACCGCAUGGCUGACCACAAUCCCACCAAGUAUCCCAUUCUCACUCCACGACACGUCCUACAGGUUUGCAUCUUGAUCAAGUGUACCACGGCUAUGGUGCCAAAUGGUAGAGAGGGUGGGGAUCUGUUCGUAAGGCUGAGAACGUUGGAUGCAUACACGUUACUGAAGAUAGAGGCCCCCGUGCUUCCUUUUUCACACGAAACCCAAUGGCAGAAACUAUGGGUUCUCCAAUGUGAGACCAAGACCAAAGGCAUGGUGCUUGAACUACGCUACCACGUCGAAGGAUGCAUGAGGACGUUCCGCAAAACAAAAUGCAUAGGUCGUGCGAAACUUACUUGGCAUGAACUUCAGAAGGCGCCGAUGCUCUACCACGAUGUCAUGUUUCCCCUGUCGGCGAAACGGUUUAACUCGCCCGAAAGCAAGCAAUCCUGCCAAGUUGGGCUUGAAGUGUCGAUCACUCCACCAGUACAGGCAGCAUACCUGUUGAAAUCCGUUCCAGACCGAGUUACGGAUGAUUCGGGGGCCAUGCUAUCCAGCGUGAUAUUGCGCAGGAGGCACAAUGAACCACAAUCUGGGCGAUGGAUCUCACGAACUGUCCUCAACCACGCUGGGAAAGAGACUUUUGUGAUCCGCAUUCGGGCUGCGAAAGGAGCAUGGACUAGUCGUGGCGAUCGGCCAGUGGGUGUGGAUUGGAACGAGCGGGUCAUCAACGUGCAUGGAGGAGGUUGGAAUUAUGUCUCCAACCACGUUGGUACUUCCCCCGAGAAAAUUGUAGGGAGUGCAGUGCCUUUGGCCCAUGAACUGGAAGAAUACAAACUUAGCUGGGCGCUUUCUACCGGAGACACGUUGAUAGUUUCGAGACAACUGAGUGAUAUCAACUGGGAACGCCAUCUUGAAUUCACCCUGAAAACCUCUGGUCGUGGAGCAGGCUUGGCACGACUGGUGAACGGUCGCAAGCAACAGUACGAAGUGCCGAACGCUUCCCCUCAGGAAGAGGAGGGUUUCGUCACACUCAUCCGGUAUGGGCCGCACACUCCUCAAGGAAAAGCAACUGCUCUCUUCAACUUCAGGAUCUCGGCGAUGGAAGUUGUCCCAGAGGAAGAUGUGGUUCUCGUGCUGCUCCUCUGCACGGCUACAAUGCGAUCUAUUGCUGAUUUUGGGGGCUUGUCUGCUGGAAACGAUUACACCCGGCGACGAAUGAAAGAGAAUGCUCUUGGAUCCAAGGAUUGGGGAUCUGUCGUUCUAGAAAACACCACCUGCCACUCCCAUUUGGCCCAUUGGCACUGGAAUGGUGGCCAUAUCGGAGAAGAAGAGGAGGUUGAUUGUGAGAAUCAUUCAGGUGUGAUUAACUCCACGCCGGAUUGGAGCGGUUGUGAUACAUUGGUAUCAACCUCGAGCCGAAUAAUGCCAACCCAGCCACCAACAGCAGCAGCGGCAGCUUCAUCUGCUGACAAAGUAGUUGGAGGAAGAGUCGACUUCGUUCAGAGAGCUGGCAGCUCGCAAAUGAAUCACCACAUCAAUCACUCGAAGAGGCCAACAUCUAUUCCAUAAGUACUCUGUAUCAUAUUCGGAUAUUGUGGCACUCCGUUUUUUCCAUUCUAUCUGUCCGCGUCAUUCCUUUACUGGUUCGGUAAACUUGCACUUCAACACCAGCUCCUGCAGAAGAGACACACAAAACUGGAUUCCCCUCAUGUACAUUGAUUGGGUGGGAUUCAGCUGUUGGCACGACGACGCUUUUUCUACAAUGAUCCAUGGGUAGAGCUGUAGUUGGGAUCAUCUGUAAUGUAAAUUCGUAGGGAGUAGAGGGCUGGAAAUGAUGGGUCAAUUGUCAAGCCCUUCACCACUCACCUCAUUUUUAUGAAAUUCAUCAAAAUCGCGUAGAGAAUAUUAUUAUCGGUAAAUUAAACACCAGCAGUUAAUAUCACAUUCAGCUGGCAGGUUAUACGCGCAUUAUGUCAGGUAACUAGAGUAGAUUAUAUGGACAGUGAAAUCAAGGUGACUAGUCUUUUUUCACCACUCGAGAAUUUGAUUGAUUGAAUGCUGGCAUUCAGGUUUAAAUAAAUUAAGAGAAAUUGUCAUUCAGAAGACAACUCAAAA
Messenger RNA from Physcomitrium patens, 3683 nucleotides. RefSeq names its product glycine-rich domain-containing protein 2. The record is from RefSeq and is a predicted model, not a curated record. Lineage: Eukaryota; Viridiplantae; Streptophyta; Bryopsida; Funariales; Funariaceae.